This is a messenger RNA of Lepus europaeus (European hare), 1221 nucleotides long. It is a transcript of the gene MRPL53, whose product is annotated as mitochondrial ribosomal protein L53. The record is from RefSeq and is a predicted model, not a curated record. Bases 101 to 439 code for a protein of 112 amino acids. NCBI's taxonomy places the organism in Eukaryota, Metazoa, Chordata, Mammalia, Lagomorpha, Leporidae. Gene Ontology annotation, cellular component: mitochondrial large ribosomal subunit. The transcript has 3 exons.
AACCCGCAGGGACCACGCGCGGCGGAAGCCCAGGCAUUCCCAGUUUCCCGCGCAGAAGGACGCUUCCGGCCGCGCGAGUCCUUCCGGGGCGGAGGUCACCAUGGCGGCGGCCUUGGCUCGGCUCGGGCUCCGUGCGGUGAAGGAGGUCCGUGUUCAGUUCUGCCCCUUCGAGCAGAACGUGGAGUCGACAAGGACCUUCCUCCAGGCGGUGAGCAGCGAGAAGGUGCGCUCCACCAAUCUCAACUGCUCGGUGGUUGCGGACGUGAGGCACGAUGGCUCCGAGCCCUGCGUGGACGUGCUGUUCGGAGACGGGCAUCGCCUGCUCAUGCGCGGCGCCCACCUCACCGCACAGGAGAUGCUCACUGCCUUCGCCUCCCACAUCCAGGCCAGGGGUGCGGCGGGCGGCGGGGACAAGCCAGGCGCUGGGAGUGGGCGCUGACCGCGCAGGAGCGACCAGGCUGAUUUUAGCCUGCCACUAGGACACUGCUCCAAGAAGAGCUUGACUUAACUAUUCAAGUCACUAUCUGGAGCGCCAGGAAAAAAAAAAAAACAGACCCCAUGACUGCGGUGUUUCUGGAGCAAGACCAAAGCGAGAGGGUCUGAUGCAACUUUUGCAUAUUUAAUUUUCUUCAUCCAGUGGUUAAUCCUUUUGAAUUUGGCUUCUCCCUUCACACACCCAAGGUACCUCUUACUGUUAGUCAACAAACCCGGUGUUGUUUGUUAGUCCUUGUAUUUCUAGGUCAGUUGCAUCUGAGCUGUCUCUCACUUGAGACUUUUUUGUUUUAUAAGCAUAAAGGUGUUUUAGCCUCAUCAUUUUUCUUCUGUCUUUAUUCUUCCCGAGAUAGCUCACCCCCUGCCAUAAUUUGAACUACUCUGUAGUAGUUAUAUCCUACAAUUCCUUAAAGCUCUAGCCCCAAUUUCCAUGCUGCAGUUAAGUUACCUACUACAGACAUCUGCCAAAUACGCAACAUUCUUUGUCUAAAAUGGAGUUGAUAAGAGUAAGUGUUAAACCACUGAAUGGGAGGCUCGAGUUCCAUAUCUGAGUGCCUGAGAGAGUCCCACCUCUGCUUUUUUGUUGUUGUUGUUUAAAGAUUUAUUUAUUUAUUUGAAAGGCAUAGUGAGAGAGAGAGAGAGGUCUUCCAUUCACUGGUUCACUCCCCAAAUGGUUGCAACGGCCAGAGCUGAGCUGAUCUGAAGCCAGGAGCCAGGAGCUUCUUCCAG